AUGGAUUCUGUAGAAAUGAUAUGGGUACAAGUAUGCUAUUUUGUCGAGUUUAAAAAGACUGAAGAAAGCAAAUGGACAUGGGAUUAUAUAGGAAACGGUGAAGAAAAUGUGGAUAUUCUUUAUGUUCCAUCUAGCAUUUCGUAUAUAGAGUUGUACAACAAAGUGCAAGAACUUGUUAAUGUGGAUUCAAAGUUAUAUGAAAUUGAGAUGAUGUCCCUUAAUCCUGGAAUGUCUAAGUUUUCAGUUCCACCACAAAGGAUUAACAGUGACAUGAAAGUGAAGUGGUUUCUUUCUAUUUGUAAAAAACAUCCUCUUUGCGUGACUAUUUCGACUAAAGUUACAGGUGAAUGUGAUAGUGUAAGGGAGUUUGAAAGAGAUUGUGGAGUAGAAACUAAUGGUGAAGUAGAAAAGGGAGAUGUGAGCCAUCAAAAUGAAGUUGAGCUAUAUGAUGGCGAUCAUGGAAAUGAUAACGUAGAAGAAGGAAACUCUGUGGAUUGGGAUAACUUGCAUAUAAUUCAAGGUAGUUCCGAACAACAAGAUUUCGAAGAUAAAUCUCCUCCGAGAAAUGAAAACAAUGUUGAUUUCUCCAUGGAAGAGGACAUUAUUGGUACUUCAACACAAGUCCUGUGUUCAAUUCCUUAUAGAUCAUCAGUUAGGAUUCCAGAAAAUGAGGAUGUACAUGAUGAUGAACUAUUUCCAACUAAAAGUGCUUUGAUAUCAAAACUCCAGCUACUUGCCGUGAAGUACCAAUUUGAAUUUAAAGUGAAGAAAUCAAAUAAGAGUGUUUAUACAGUCGUUUGUGUUGAGAAAAUUUGUAACUGGCGUUUACGGGCAACGAGCAUAGCUGAAUCUGAGAUUUUUCAAAUACGAAAAUAUUCUAGCCAUCACAUUUGCUCUAUGAGUGUUCGUCGCAGGGAUAAUAGACAUGCUACCUAUUCGGUAAUUGGAAAACAUGUAGCUCCAAAAUAUCAUGAUGCCAACAUAGUGUACAGACCAAGAAACAUUAUCAAUGACGUUCGUCGAGAGUUUGGCAUAACUAUAAAAUAUCACAAGGCGUAUAUGGCCAAAGAAUUUGCUUACAAAGAGGUUCGAGGUAGCCCUGAUGAUAGCUAUGCAAAGUUACCAAUGUAUUGUCACAUUCUGGAGAAAAAUAAUCCUGGUACGUUGACCUUUAUUGAAACCGAUAAUGAUGGACAUUUCAUGUAUUUUUUUAUGGCAUUAGGACCAAGCAUACGUGGAUUUCUCUCUUCAAUUCGACGGGUAAUAUGUGUGGAUGGAACAUUUUUGAAAUCUAAGUAUCGAGGUACGUUACUUGUUGCCACAUGCCAAGAUGCAAAUCGUCAAAUUUAUCCACUUGCGUGGGGCAUAGUGGAUUCAGAAAACAAUGACUCAUGGACUUGGUUCUUUCAGAAGUUACGACAGAUAACCGAUGACACAGACGAGCUAGUCUUUAUAUCUGACCGUGCAACAAGCAUAUCAAAUGGUUUCAACAGCGUCUAUCUUAACGCACAUCAUGGACAUUGUAUAUGGCAUUUGCAAACUAACUUGAAGAGCAAAUUCCCUCGCAUAGAUAUUGUGCCAUUGUUUAGAGCUACUGCACAGGCAUAUAGUUUGGCAAAAUUUGAGAUUAAUAUGCAAGCAUUGUGCAGUCUACACGAGAAAAUCAGAGAAUACUUAGAGGAAGAGGUUGGCGUGGAGUAUUGGUCAAGAGCACAUUUCAAUGGAAUCAGAUACAAUACUAUGACCACAAACAAUGCAGAAUCAUUAAAUUCAUUGUUGAGAAGUGCUCGAGAAUUUCCUAUACUUGCUUUGAUCGAGUAUAUCAGGGAAAAGAUGCAGAGUUGGUUUCAUGAUAGGCGCAUUGAUGCCGAAAAAUGUACAAGCUAUCUCACCCCGCCAAUGGAGGAGAAAAUGUACGAUAGGUAUAAUGAGUCAAAAGGUUUUGAGGUAAAAGCUCUUAGCCCAGAUGAAAUGCAAGUGAGUGAUAAAAUGGAAAGUUUCAUUGUUAAUUUGGAGAGGGGGACAUGCACAUGUAAGGAAUUUGAUCUGGACCAAUUUCCAUGUGCACAUGCAAUUGCAGUAGUAAGGGAUGUUGGAGACAACUGUUACAGGUUUUGCUCUCCAUUUUAUAGCACUUCUUACUGGAAACAAGCUUAUUCUGAAUAUAUAUAUCCACUGUCAAAUGAGGUGGACUGGGAAAUUCCCGAUAGUGUUCGAUCAAGAAAGGUGAUACGACCGUUGACACGAAGAGGAAGUGGACGUCCACCAAAAAAAAGGAAACAAUCAACCGGAGAGGUGUGCAAGUCUCGUAAGUGCAGUAGGUGUUUGAAAACUGGGCAUAACCGUAUCACUUGUACAGAUCGUGCACCACUUAGCGAGAGACAUGAAUGA
Messenger RNA from Olea europaea var. sylvestris, 2391 nucleotides. RefSeq lists its product as uncharacterized. The transcript has a single exon. The record is from RefSeq and is a predicted model, not a curated record. Lineage: Eukaryota; Viridiplantae; Streptophyta; Magnoliopsida; Lamiales; Oleaceae. Bases 1 to 2391 code for a protein of 796 amino acids. Gene Ontology annotation, molecular function: zinc ion binding.